UGUCUUCUUGGUGGUUUGCUUUGUAUGAUUUUGGAUAAAGUUGCUCCGCACAAGAAAGGCAAAGCUUCCUGUAUAUAUCAAAAGGAGAAAGAGGUUUACUUUGUUGCAAAAAGGGGAAAGAGGUGGUCCGUAGGGACCAUAUUAUAUCAAAAGUAUAUUGGAGCAAACUUUUCAUAUUUGAAUGGUGUUUUGGUAUUUUAAAAAGAUCAGCAACGGAUAUUCUUUGAAUCUUAUUUUUUAUUCGCCUCUCCUAAGGACCGGGCACGGGGACUAAGAUUGGUGAGAGAUGGUUGGAACGAGGUCUAUACAUUUUGGAUACAAAAUGCAACGCUUUAGCGACUUCAAAGUAGAAGGUAAUUGAUUGUCAAAUGUCGCAUCGGCGUUUUGGCCACCCAUCAGACAAAGUUCUUGGUUCAUUAUUUCCUAGUUUACACUUGGAUUCUAAAGACUGCGAUAUUUGCCGUUAUGCUAAGCAAAUCAGAUUGCCUUUAAAACUUCAGACAGAAAAUCAUCUAUUUUUAGUUUGAUUCAUUCUGAUGUGUGGGGUCCCGCUCAUGUUACCUCAUAUCGCGGGCAUCGAUAUUUCUUAAACUUUAUUGAUGAUUUUUCUAGACAUACUUGGGUUUAUUUACUUCAUUCUAAGGAUCAAGUGUUUCUUACCUUCAGAGAAUUUUUUAAGAUGAUUGAAACUCAGUAUGGCGUUAGAAUUAAGAUUUUACAUUCUGAUAAUGGAACUGAAUAUGUCAACAAUUCUUUUUCUACUUUUUUCAAAGGGAAUGUAAUUAUUCACCAAACCUCUUGUGUUGGUACCCCUCAACAAAAUGGAAUACCCGAACGCAAGAAUAGACACUUACUUGAAGUUGGGAGGUCUCUCUUGUUCCAAAACAAUGUCCCUAAAAGUUUUUGGUGAUGCGGUUUUAAUUGCUUGCUAUCUCAUAAAUAGAUGGCCAAAUAAAUUUUUGCAAGAAAAAACGCCAGUUGAAAUGUUGAAGGGAAAGAAAAGUUCUCUAUCACACUUGAAGAUUUUUUGUUGUACUUGUUAUGUUCACAAUCAAAAUUCUCAUAAAUUAAGUCCAAAGGCAAGGAAAUGCAUGUUUCUUGGAUAAAGUCCCACUCAAAAGGCAUGUAAAUGCUAUGAUAAUUUUUCAAAAACUGUUAUUAUCUCCCGUGAUGUUAUUUUUCAAGAAAAUGAACAUUACUUUCUUCAACUUCCCAUGCAUGAGGAAAUUAAGGUUCAAGGGGAGAAUCAUGUGAUGCCUUUGAUUUCAAGUGAAGACUGUGGAGAACAAACUCAUUCAUAACAUUCAAAAUGAGGUGGAAGCUAGAAAUGAUGAAGAACCUCAAGAAACCAAUCCCUCACCAUUUGAUCCCCAAGUGGGACCCAGUCAUCCUCGAAGAAACGUUCAACUCCCAAUCUUUAGUGGUGUUCUUCAGACCCAUUAAGUUUGCAAUUGCGUUCAGCUUUGGCAACAUAUUGGCAAUUGGAAGAGUAGGGGCCCAAAUCCCCACUGACUUACCACUUUUUGCCUGGGGCCUUGGCGGUAUUAUUGCCGAGCCCCAUGUUGAGGACUUUUUCACCAAAGGCACAGCCUUCCUUAUUGGUCCAAUACAGCAAGCAAGGAUGAUGCUUGAUCCUGUUCGUGUUUAUGCAACAUGCAUAUACAUUGGGAGUGUUAUACUUGCUCUUGUUUGUGCACUUUGGGUUCAUAACAAGAUCUUAACUUUGCUGGCAAUCAUUAGCGAAAUUUGUGCUCUCAUAUGGGCAUCUGCAUCUUUAACCAAGCCAAUUUUGGAGCAGCUUUGUGAUAAUGGGACCAACCAACAAAAGGCAUUAAUACUGCAAAGAUCAAUGCACCAAUUGCGGUACAGCCUGAGCUACAUUCCUUUUGCUCGCAGAAUGGUUUCUGAUUUGAUCAUUAGCUGCUGCGACACCGAGUUCUAGAUUUCACUUAGAGUUGACAUCCAUAUUCUAUGUGGGGGUGGAGCUGGACAGAACUCUCUCGCUCUCUCUGGGUUUGGAGUUGAUCAUUGGCUGCUGCAAUACAGAGAUCACGCUCAGAUAGAAGAUGCUCUCUCUCUCUGAGUGAAUUUUCUUCAUUUUUUUGAUUGAUCAAUGCAGCAUACAAAAUGCUGCUUGAUGCUACACUACCGUCUGAUUCACUUUAUUUGUAUUCAUGGGGAGAAGGUGUUGGACAAAUUAUGAUGGCUUGGUUUGGAGUUUGAUUUCUAAUUGUCAUCAUUCUUCAUUUUUUCGUAAUGUCUUGAAGGUGAUGAUAUUUUUAUUUUAUUUUGUGCUGUGUGCAUGUACCGGCCAUUUUUGGAAUUUUUUCUCCCCCAUGUAUUUUUUAUGGUAAUAACAUGAAUGCACGAGAUCUGUGAUUUAGACCAA
Molecule: messenger RNA, 2389 nt
Organism: Amborella trichopoda
Lineage: Eukaryota; Viridiplantae; Streptophyta; Magnoliopsida; Amborellales; Amborellaceae
Source: RefSeq, a predicted model, not a curated record